Molecule: messenger RNA, 516 nt
Organism: Salvia hispanica
Lineage: Eukaryota; Viridiplantae; Streptophyta; Magnoliopsida; Lamiales; Lamiaceae
Source: RefSeq, a predicted model, not a curated record
AUGAAUGAUGCUUGCAUAAUGUUGAAGGAAAUGAAGUCUUCCGGACUGGCGAAUACCACGACAUACAACAUAGUGAUCAAUGUCUACUCCAAAGAUGGAAACACCAAAAAGGCUGCUAUGUUGUUUCAGGAUAUGGUGGAGUCUGAUACAAUGACGUACACAUCGCUAUUGAGGGUCACUAAUGGACGAUUGGAUAAAGCGCUUCUUCUCUUUGGCAAGCUUCCUUCUCAUAAACUAGCGGCCAACACAAUCACUUAUAAUACCAUCAUACAUGGACUCUGCAGCACAAACAGAUUUGUGGAUGCUCUGACACUCGUCGAUGAAAUGAGAGAGAAAGGAGUACUCCCUAAUAGGGUUACGUACAACGUCAUUGUGCGAAGUCUGUUGAGGAGAAAGAAGUUGAUCAUGUUGGUACCCGUUCUCGAAAGAUAUACACCAGAGAGCAAUCCAGCUGGACACUUCUACUUUGUCGAUGCUAGAUCAAUUGGGAGGAGGAUUGGGAGGAAUAAGAUAUGA